GGUACCCUCGAGGUAUCUGGUUCGGAUUACUCGCGGGGGUGUGAUAUUGCCGGGUCGCAUAUCAUUACCGUGCGUGAGAUUACUCGAUGAACUCGCAGCGGCACUUGCAAUUACUUGCGAUCACCCGUUUCAUCAUUUAAUAUUGGAGGUUCAGCUAUUCUGUCUUGCUGUUUCCUGGGCCGCGUGGCGCCCUGCUCCAGUCACCGGAUCCGCGCCAUGAACGGCGCGCAUGCGCACUCGGAGGUGGUGGCCAUCCUGGACGCCGGCGCCCAGUAUGGCAAAGUCAUCGACCGGCGCGUGCGCGAACUCAACGUGCAGACCGAGAUGCUGCCACUCGACACGCCCGCCUUCACGCUCAAAGAGCGUAACUUCAAGGCCAUCAUCAUCUCGGGCGGGCCAAGCUCCGUCAACGCCGAGGACUCGCCGCAGUACGACGCCGACCUCUUCCGCAUCAGCAUCCCUGUGCUGGGCAUCUGCUACGGCUUCCACAUGAUGAACAGGGAGUUCGGCGGCCUGGUGCAGCGCAAGGACGAGCGCGAGGACGGCCAGUUCGACAUCGAGGUCGACAACAAGUGUGUGCUGUUCAAAGAUCUGGACAAGACGCAGCAGGUGCUGCUCACCCACGGCGACUCGGUGACCCGGGUGGCCGACUCCUUCAAGGUGGUGGGCCGCUCCGGUAACCUGGUGGCGGCAGUCGCCAACGACAAGCUCCGUCUAUACGGCGUGCAGUUCCACCCCGAGGUGGACUUGACUGACAACGGACGGACUAUCCUGCGCAACUUCCUGUUCAAUGUGGCCGGCUUCAGCGGGCUCUUCACGCUCAAGUCGCGCGAGGCCGAGUGUCUCGAGUUCAUCCGCUCCACCGUCGGCAAGCAGAAGGUUCUGCUGCUGGUGAGCGGCGGCGUGGACUCGACGGUAUGCGCCGCACUGCUCCACAAGGCGCUCAGCCAGGACCAGGUGGUAGCUGUGCACAUCGACAACGGGUUCAUGCGCAAACACGAGAGCCUGCAGGUGGAGCAGAGUCUGCGCAAGAUCGGCGUCAAGCUCAGGGUGAUCAACGCUCGACACAACUUCCUGAACGGCAGCACCACCAUCCCGGAGACGGGCGCCAACGGCGUGCCGCGCAAGCGCGCCACCGGCCUGCUCUGUCGCACCACGCACCCCGAGCAGAAGCGCAAGAUUAUCGGCGACACUUUCAUCAAGGUGGCUAACGAGGUGAUCAGCGAGCUGAUGCUGCGGCCCGAGGACGUGCUGCUCGGCCAGGGCACGCUGCGGCCCGACCUCAUCGAGUCAGCCUCGCACCUGGCGUCAGGCACCGCCCAGUGCAUCAAGACGCACCACAACGACACAGACCUGGUGCGCCAGCUGCGCCAGCAGGGACGCGUCAUCGAGCCGCUCAAGGACUUCCACAAGGAUGAGGUGCGCGAAAUGGGCCAUGACCUGGGCCUGCCGCCGGAGCUGGUGCAGCGGCACCCGUUCCCGGGGCCCGGCCUGGCCAUCCGCGUCAUCUGCGCCGAGGAGCCGUACAUGAGCGCCGACUUCUCCGAGACGCAAGUUCUGCUGCGCAUCAUUGCCGACUACCACAGCUGCAAACAGCGGAGUCAUGCGCUGCUGAACCGGAUAGACAAUGCCACAACGGAGGACGACCGUAACAUGUUGCUGCGCAUCUCGUCCAAACACCGGCUGGGUACCACCCUGCUGCCCAUCCAGACGGUGGGGGUACAGGGGGACGGCAGGACGUACAGCUACUGCGCCGGCAUCAGCAGCGGCGCUGAGCCCGACUGGGCGGACCUGCUGCGGCUGGCCCGGCUCAUCCCGCGCAUCUGCCACAACAUCAACAGGGUGUGCUACAUAUUCGGCGGUCUGGUGAAGGCGCCGCUGACUUCGGUCACGCCGACGCUGCUGACCUCUGGCGUGCUGGCCCAGAUCCGGGAGGCUGACUACGUGGCCCACCAGGUGCUGUCGUCGUCGGGCUGCGCCUCCGUCAUUAGCCAGAUGCCGGUGGUGCUGCUGCCGCUGCACUUCGACCGCGACGCCACGUGCCACCAGCCGAGCUGCCAGCGCUCGGUGGUGAUCCGCACCUUCAUCACGCACGACUUCAUGACGGGCGUGCCGGCCACGCCUGGCAAGCAGCUGUCGCUUGAGACGCUGAAGCGGAUGGUGACCGAGGUCCAGAACGUGAGCGGCGUCAGUCGCGUGCUGUACGACCUCACCUCCAAGCCGCCCGGCACCACCGAGUGGGAGUGAGCGGCGUACGGGCUGGGCUCGAAGCGCCGGAGGGUCGCCGGCCGCAGCCUGCCCCGGCGCGGCUGGCGCGUCUGCAGCACCCGCAUGUGAUUGUACCGAUUCUCGCGCACCGAACGGUGCCAAGAGGCACGCUGUUGAAGCGCCUGCCGCGGUCCGCGGUCCGUCCUGCUGCCAUCUGUAGGGCGAGCGUCGAACUGCGGGCGGCGCGGCGUCCGCGGGUGCGUUGUCAGACGCCUGGGAGCGCCGCGGCGGCGACGCCGCGUGUUUGCAGGCAGCGCGCAACUUGUAGGUCUGGUGAGUGGCCAUGUGCGCGGACCCCGCCCGCGUGUGACGUGCGAUCUACUGAUGUGGAAUACAUACC
This is a messenger RNA of Pollicipes pollicipes, 2608 nucleotides long. RefSeq names its product GMP synthase burgundy (gene bur). Gene Ontology annotation, cellular component: cytosol. Gene Ontology annotation, biological process: GMP biosynthetic process. The record is from RefSeq and is a predicted model, not a curated record. NCBI's taxonomy places the organism in Eukaryota, Metazoa, Arthropoda, Thecostraca, Pollicipedomorpha, Pollicipedidae. Gene Ontology annotation, molecular function: GMP synthase (glutamine-hydrolyzing) activity; GMP synthase activity; ATP binding.